Molecule: messenger RNA, 3431 nt
Organism: Geodia barretti
Lineage: Eukaryota; Metazoa; Porifera; Demospongiae; Tetractinellida; Geodiidae
Source: the annotation of a GenBank genome assembly
AUGCAGUAAUGGAAAGUUAGAGGUGGUCAAAUAUUUAAUGGAAGAUAAACAUAAUAUUGAUGUUAAUGCUAAAGAUUCAAAAUAUGGAUCAACGCCACUUGAUUUAGCAGCAGCAUACGGCACUGUGGAUGUUGUUAAAUACAUGAUUGAAGAAAAGAAUUGCUAUGAUCCAGCAAACUAUGGCUCAAACACACCACUACAUCAUGCUGCACUCAGAGGAAACCUGCCAGUAGUUCAAUAUCUUGUUGACACCAGAGGUUUUGAUGUAAAUAGUAAAGGUUGGCAUGAUAGGACUCCACUGCAUUUUGCAUGUCAAGGAGGACAUCUGGAUGUAGUCAAGUAUCUGAUAGAGGAAAGUAAAAUGGAAAUGCUUGAAAUGGUUGCAGAUAAAAAUGGUUUAACUCCUCUUGAUUUAGCUGCUGAAUAUGGAACCUUGGAUGUUGUUCAGUACAUGGUUGAUAAGAGAAAUUGUGAAAUGCAAUAUUCAAGCGAGAAAGGAUACACACCACUUCACUGUGCUGCCCGCGGUGGAAAAUUGGACAUUGUUAAAUAUCUUAUUGAGAAGAAAGGUUUCGUCCCAAACUGUAAUGGGCAUUUAAACAGAACUCCACUUCACUCAGCAUGUUCCCGGAGCAAAUAUGAUGUAGUGGAGUACCUCAUAGUUAAAUGUGGUGUCACGUCAUCUAGGGAUAAGGAUGGUAGCACGCCUCUCCAUGCUGCCGUAAAAAAUAAAACUUGUGAAAGGUCCGUUGUUGAAUUGUUAAUCACUGAAUUUGAUGGUGAACUUGAAGCUGAAGACUUGUUUCGGAGAGAUGCAGCAAGUAUGGCAAAAGAUAAAGAGAUCUCAACUCACCUACAAAAGGCCAAACAGCUUUGCCACAAUGAAUUACGCAAUAAUCUAAAAGAGCGUUUGAAAGUCACAAAAGCCAUACGAACAGGAACAGUUAUAUCCGAAGGGGCAUUCAGUUCCAUCAUUGAGUUAAAAAUCUAUGCAACUACUGGGGAGAGAGUGGCAGGCAAGGUUCUCAAAGAAUAUCCCUCAGACAUCACUCAAUUGGAAACCACACUCGAAGCAGUAACUCGAAAUGCUAAAAUUAUUACAACACUUUCUCACGAGAAUGUUGUUGGGAUAAAAGGAGUAAGUUUUCUAACGGACAGAAUUCUGCCCGUUGUUCUAAUGGAAAGAAUGAUGAGUAGCCUCCAAUCGUAUCUCCAGCAUCAUCCAUACUCUCUUUCAGUGAAUAAAAGAAUUGGAAUUUUAAGAGAUGUAGCUUGUGGAUUGCAGUAUCUUCACAGCCUCAACCCUCCAUACGUUCAUGGGCACCUCACAGCAGAGAAUAUCCUAGUGAACCAGAGGUUAAAAGCCAAGAUUGGAGGGUUUUCCAUAAUAUCUAACUAUCGGCGACAUCUAGAUACGACAUACAUGCCCCCAGCGACUGAGGGAGGGGAUAGACCAUCAGAUCCAAGUCUGGAUGUUUUCUCAUUUGGACAUUUAGCUCUUGUCACUAUACUUCAAGAAAAAGUGGAACCACUUCUUCUUUCUUACUACCUCAAUGAGUCUGGGGAGGCGAGUAUUCGACAGGAAGUUCACAGAACUACUUUUAUGAAAAAAGCUGAGGAAAUAUUGUCUGAAAAUAAUUCUGUGUUCGAGCUUAUCAAAGUUUGCCUUUCCAAUGUCCCAAGUGAACGACCCUCUGCUAGUAAACUGCUUCAAGAAAUAGAUAGUUGUGAGGGUAAAUCAGGUGAUGAAGAUUUCACUGAAGAUGCAGCUGCCGAUGAAGGUGGCAUUCCUUCUAAAGCGAUAGAUUCUCAUGAGAAAAUGAGCAUUGAAAAAGCCGAAUCUAUCGUUCAAGAAAUGCUACAAAAGGAAGGUGAAUUUAGGCAAAAGAAUAUGGUGGUAGUCCUUACAGGCCUGAUGGAGGCUGGUAAAACCACACUUCUGUGUAAAAUAUUGAAGGAACCUCUUCCAGAUAAGUACUCAAGCACAGGAGCAGCAGAAAGAGCAGUAAGAUACCAUAUUGUUGACAUGAAAGAUUUAAAACUUCUUAAGAAUCCUGAAGACAUGUUUGAACUGGUGACUAUGGUAAAGAAAGAGACAACUAAAAAAAGUACUACCAAGGAAGAAUUAAAAGACUCAACUGCAGCACCAGUUACAAAGAGAGUAGAAGAAAGUAUAGCAAAUCUGGCACACGAGGAAGCAUCAAGUGUCAAUGUGAUUGGACAUGAGACAACUGAGCCAGUAGCAGGAAGUAAUGAAAUUAUAACGACAUAUAAUGCAGGAAGUGACAGUACAUUGAGCAAUAAAUCACCCAGCCUCAGAGAAUAUGUCGAUAUGGUCCGUAAGAAUCCAAAUGAAUACUAUGGUGAAUUGGAGCUGCUACAUAUGAUUGAUACAGGUGGACAACCAGAAUGUCUUGCAGUGAUGCCUACCUUGAUCCACCAUGCAGAUCUUAUACUCCUAGUUAUUGACCUAUCGCGCCCUCUAGAUGACUGCAUCACACCUACGUACCAUGAAAAUGGCCACAAGUUUGAGAAAGGGCCUUUAAUAACAACUAAUAAGGAAAUUAUUAAGCAACUGGCUCAUACAAUGGCAGGUAGGAGUAACUCAAAAAUCCUAGUUGUUGCCACUCAUACGGACAAAGUUCCUAAAAAUGAUUUGACGAAAGUACUAGACGAUUUGAAUGAUAUUGUAGCAGAAUAUCUCCCUUCUGAAUCACUUAUGGCCAACAAGGAGCAGGCUGUGUUUGAUAUUAACUUACUUGAUCCUGACGAGACACUAGACACCAUACGUGAGACUAUCAUUGAUGUUAAGGUUAAGCCAAUUGAUAUUCCCCCAUCUUUUGUGUUGCUUGAAAAUGACAUGCAACACUUUUACGUCAGCAACAGAAAGGUAGAAGUGUUAGAAUUCAAAGAAUGCAUUGAAAUUGGUAAAAAUCUACACAUGACAGAGGAAAUUAUUGAAGCAGCUCUAACUUACUUUCAUAAAAACAAUGUUCUUUUGUUCUUUAAGGAAAUUGGUCCAGGGCUUAUUUUUGUGGAUCCAAAAAUUCUGAUUUCUUUUUUUGACAAUCUAAUCAAAUUUUCUUACGCAAUAACUGAAGGAGAAAGCAUAAUAUGUCCAGCACUGACCAUAUACCAGGUAGACGCCCUCAGAAGAGGAAUGCUCUCAGAAGAUCUUUUUGAACACAAGGUUCUGACUGAAAACUUUGUUCCUGGCCUCUUUGAAGCUAAGCAUGCAUUGAAAUAUUCAAACAGUUUUAUAUUAUAGCAGAGGGAAGACUGGACCAUACAUCAGUUAACUACAUAAUGAUGUGUUUGCUUUGCCCUUUACGAGAACAAGAGUUUGAAAGCAAAAAGAAACUCAUUAAAGAAUCUACAAGAGUCAAGCCUCUUUUUAUAGAGUUCGGAAAAGAAGUUCUCCACUGAACUGG